Marchantia polymorpha subsp. ruderalis is the source of this 2575-nucleotide messenger RNA. The record is from the annotation of a GenBank genome assembly. NCBI's taxonomy places the organism in Eukaryota, Viridiplantae, Streptophyta, Marchantiopsida, Marchantiales, Marchantiaceae.
GCUGCUGCCACUUUCUCGUGCUUUUAGGGGUUGUGUAUCGAUUUGUUGAGCUCUUUCGUACGCAGUUCUUCAGGUUUGGUUUUAGUUUUUCCCGUUCUCUCUCGUCGUGAUCGACUAAGUUUAUUGAAACGCAAUUUGACAACAACUCGUCCAUCGUUCGAAGCGCUUGGAAAGAUGUCGGGGAAGGGUGAGGGGCCGGCGAUCGGUAUCGAUCUUGGUACCACCUACAGUUGUGUUGGUGUAUGGCAACACGAUCGUGUUGAGAUCAUCGCCAAUGAUCAGGGUAACCGAACCACGCCUUCAUACGUCGGAUUCACCGACACUGAGCGACUUAUCGGAGAUGCCGCCAAGAAUCAGGUGGCCAUGAACCCCACCAACACUGUUUUCGAUGCGAAGCGUCUUAUCGGCAGGAGGUUCAGCGAUGCCUCCGUCCAGAGCGACAUCAAGCUUUGGCCCUUCAAGGUUUCACCAGGACCUGGUGACAAGCCCAUGAUCUCGGUCAUGUACAAGGGUGAGGAGAAGACAUUCGCCGCUGAGGAAGUGUCUUCCAUGGUCUUGAUCAAGAUGAAGGAAAUCGCCGAGGCCUUCCUUGGUAACACCAUCAAGAAUGCCGUCGUUACCGUCCCUGCUUACUUCAACGAUUCUCAAAGGCAAGCUACUAAGGAUGCCGGAGUCAUCGCCGGUUUGAAUGUCAUGAGGAUCAUUAACGAGCCUACCGCUGCUGCCAUUGCCUACGGUCUCGACAAGAAGGCUACCAGCGUUGGUGAGAAGAACGUACUUAUCUUCGAUUUGGGAGGUGGUACUUUCGAUGUGUCUUUGCUCACCAUCGAGGAAGGUAUUUUCGAGGUCAAGGCCACAGCCGGGGACACGCAUUUGGGAGGUGAAGACUUCGACAACAGAAUGGUGAACCAUUUCGUACAGGAGUUCAAGAGGAAGUACAAGAAGGACAUUUCCAGCAACCCACGUGCUCUGCGUCGUCUGAGGACCGCAGCUGAGAGGGCGAAGAGAACUCUGUCCUCAACUGCCCAGACCACCAUCGAGAUUGACUCCUUGUACGAGGGUGUCGACUUCUACUCUACCAUCACUCGUGCCAGGUUCGAAGAGUUGAACAUGGACAUGUUCCGGAAGUGCAUGGAGCCUGUUGAGAAGUGUCUUCGAGAUGCCAAGAUGGACAAGAGCUCCAUCCACGACGUUGUCCUUGUUGGAGGUUCCACCCGUAUCCCGAAGGUACAACAGUUGUUGCAGGACUUCUUCAACGGUAAGGAGCUGUGCAAGAGCAUCAACCCCGAUGAGGCUGUGGCCUACGGUGCCGCCGUCCAGGCUGCCAUCCUGAGCGGUGAGGGUAACGAGAAGGUGCAGGAUCUCCUGUUGUUGGAUGUUACCCCCUUGAGUUUGGGUUUGGAAACUGCCGGAGGUGUCAUGACUGUCCUCAUCCCAAGGAACACAACUAUUCCCACCAAGAAGGAACAAGUGUUUUCAACAUACUCCGACAAUCAGCCUGGAGUGUUGAUCCAAGUAUACGAGGGAGAGCGUGCCAGGACCAGGGACAACAACUUGCUAGGAAAGUUCGAGCUCUCUGGAAUCCCACCUGCACCCCGAGGUGUUCCCCAAAUUACUGUCUGCUUCGACAUCGACGCCAACGGUAUUCUGAACGUUUCUGCUGAGGACAAGACCACAGGACAGAAGAACAAGAUUACCAUUACCAACGACAAGGGCAGGCUCAGCAAGGAUGAGAUCGAGAAGAUGGUCCAGGAUGCCGAGAAGUACAAGUCUGAGGACGAGGAACACAAGAAGAAGAUCGACUCGAAGAACAGUCUCGAGAAUUACGCUUACAACAUGCGCAAUACCAUCAAGGAUGAGAAAAUCGCUAGCAAUCUAGAUGCUGCUGACAAGAAGAAGAUUGAGGACGCCGUCGACGCUGCCAUCCAAUGGUUGGACCACAACCAGUUGGCUGAGUCCGACGAGUUCGAUGACAAGAUGAAGGAACUUGAGAGCAUCUGUAACCCGAUCAUCGCCAGGAUGUAUCAAGGAGGAGCCGGAGGUGCGGAGGGCUCUGCUCCAUCGUACAGCGGAGGAGAUGAUGACAUGCCGUCAGGUGCUGGGCCCAAGAUUGAGGAAGUCGACUAAUUUGACUCCCGAGAUCUGUGCAAGCCACCGAUGUCGUAGUUUUGCCUGGUUUUAAAGCACGCAGCAGUAGAGGAAGCCCUUAGCCUGCCCUCUUGACGUCAACUCAUUUUUUAGGAUCUUUUUCCCCGAUUUUUUGAGGGGCGGAGUAGUAUAUUAUGUCACUCGCCAUUCUUCCAUUAGCUGAGCUGUGUGAACGUUUUUUUGGGCUAUGUGAUAAAAGCUCAUGGAGGCCACUGAAAUUAAUUACUUGAAGCCUUCUCUCGAAGCAUUUUCAGCCUACUUUCUGUUUACAUAGCAAUUGAAUAGUGAAGCAGGAUGAAUUUGUAUCACUGUUACGGAACUUUAAUUCAACGGAGUUGAAGACUGUCCUUUGACACUAAAGAUACAUUCAUCUCUAGCAAAAAAGUGAAUGCAAAAGUUACAUUCAACUUUCUGAAACAAAGUGUUC